AUGUUUAAUGCUAAUUUUGUAAUGGGUCAAACUUGUGUUGACCAAAAAUACUUAACAUGGUGUUUUGAAAAUAUUUUAAGGAAAAAACACAACAAUGUUUUUUUUACAAAAACACAACAAGGAAAACACCGUGGUAUCCAAACGAAGCCGUAAUUUUUCUGAAUAAUGAUUUUUCCAGUCUUUACACAUUCUCUAUACUGGAUUCAAACAGAAGCAUUCAUGUACUUACAAGGUGCAAUACUGACAUGACGUGUUAACUGCUAUUUUGAUGUUUGGAUUUUUUCCCUUCUUGAUUAUCUGGUCCUCACAGAACAUCUCAGUUCAAUUGGACAAGGUCUCACUUACUUUCUCAUUGUUACAAUGGCACUUGUGGCUGGUAAUUGUAUUGGCGGAACAUGGUUGGAGUUAGAUUCUUACUAUAUUUCCUAUAUAGACACCUCUCAAACUUGUGAACCUUAGAGUUGAGACUUCUACAAGGAGCUAUAAAUACAUGCAAAACAGAUGCAUAGCUAUGGAGUUGUGAGUUGUCAAGGAGCUUGUUGGAUGAUGCUAGCCAUUCCCUCUGACUUCCUUGUGCGAACCAGCCUUGAGGGACUUUAACAAGAUUGUCCUGACGACCUUUACAUAUGUAGGCUUUCAAGCAAAUCCAGUACUCCUUUUGAAGAGAGGAACGUUUGGCAUGGAGCAAAGGAAUUCGUUCGAUAUACCUCAAACGCCUACUGUGAACCAUGAUCAAAUCUGGAGUCGUCCCCACCCUGAUCCUUCAUUGCACUUGGGUGCAGGAAAUGAAUCUUUUAUGCUUCCUACAAAUGAUGCAGCACGCGCUGUAGCAUUAAGGCCAAAUGCCUAUCCUUCAUCUAGUUAUUCAAAUUACACAGCGACAAAUAAUGGACCAUCAUUUGGUCCCUACCUUCAUCCUUCAUCCACUGCCAGCUCCAGUUGGUUUCCACCAAAUCAAGCCCUGUACGGGCUACCACCUUAUCUCGAUCAGUAUGGAAGUAACAUAGUUGAACCCCAUGCAGAGAUUUUAAGGGCGUCAUUUAAAAGGAAAAGCCCAACUAGGCCUCUUGCUGAAACUAGAGAGAAUUCUACCGGAUACUACAUUGCUAAUAGUCCUUCUAAUCCUCGCACGUCCUUUAACCCUUUACUCCCAGAGCCUAUGACAUGGCCUCAAUCUCAGUCUUCGGAUACUCUCCGUGUUUCCCAUGGUUACAGAAAUGAUUAUCAAUUGGGUUCUCGUGAAGACUCUCGGAGAAAUGUGAGAAGCCGUCAUAACUACCACACUCGUGUGGAAAGUAACCCAACUGUGGCUUACCCGUCGAGUAAUCUGCCUCAUUUCCAUGGAGCAGGAAACUCAUCAGGGCUUAGAAUGGGAGGAUACUCAAGCCAAAUGCCCAUGGCCGCGCAAGGAAGAAACCUUUCUUCAGAUUUCACAUUUAAUUAUGGAAAUUCUUCAAGUCAUAGCAUGGGAGGACACUUGAGCCAUGCACAAAUGCCUAUAUCCGUCCAAGGAAGAAACCUAUCUUCAGAUUCCAGCUUUAGUUAUGCAGGUCCUAGCAUGGGAGGACACUCGAGGCAUGCCCGCAUGCCUACAGCCACCCAAGGAAGAGAUCUUUCUUCAGAUUCCAGCUUUAGUUACGACAGCAGCCAGUCUUUUGCACGGUCUGGUGUUACCAACACCACUUUUGGUGCUAAUCGGGUAUUUCAACCAAACAGCAAUUGGAGAAGCAAUGCAAUUCCUUUACCUACUCCUCAUGAGCCUUUUACACAAGGCAUAGGGGCCAAUACCCAUAGUUUCAAUCAGAUUUCAAAUUCUUAUAGACCCAUUUCAAGCUAUACUCCUGUGGAUGUGGAAGGCGGUGGGCCCUCUCCAAUGGAAACUGUUGUGUCCUCCAGAUAUUUCAGUCCAUUUUCUAUCACAGAGCGUCGCAGCUACAGGAACAGAAGGACGAGGAGCCCCUACAGUAGAUCACAGAGGAGGAUUUCUUACAAUAGGUCACAGUCAAGUUAUUAUGGAGAUAAUACCUAUAUGAUAUUGUUAUCUGAGGUGGCAGCAGUGAUUGAUGAAUCUACCCUCUUUGUCUUUUUGAGCUGGUUUGAUGAGCAUAGAGAAAUGAGGCUAGAUGCAGACAACAUGAGCUACGAGGAAUUACUUGCUUUGGAAGAUAGGAUUGGAAUUGUGACCAGGGGUUUGUCGGAAGAAUCUAUUUCUGGAUGUUUGGAAGAAACUACAUAUUGUUUGUCCAAUCAAACUGAAGAUGGUCGGGAGGAAGAGAAGUGUGUGAUAUGUUUGGAAGGAUACAAAGACAGAGAUAAGCUCGGAAGGUUAAAUUGUGGACAUAACUUCCAUGUUGAUUGCAUCAAGAACUGGUUGGUGGUAAAGAACGCCUGCCCACUAUGCAAAGCUGCUGCUGUCAGAGAUUCAACAUGAUUUCUUAUGAGAUGACUCAAGCUGUCUGGUCUGUUUAGUUUUCUUUGUGAAUACAUGCUCUUAUGGAUGUUUAACUCUUUACAAAUUUAAACAAGAGGCAUUUGCCACCGUAAAUUUACCGGUAGACUGGUAGUUGGCUUUAAUCAAGCUUCUUUAGUUUAUGUUUAGUUUUUCUCUUGCAUUUUGUAGAGACUUACUGAUUGAACUGAUGAAUAGUGAAGUGGUGUACUGAUAUGAACAAAGAAUCAUCCCGAGCAUAAGAAGCACAUAUGUCUGUUCAGCGUAUAGCUCUCUUUGGUA
This is a messenger RNA of Asparagus officinalis (garden asparagus), 2731 nucleotides long. RefSeq lists its product as uncharacterized. The transcript has 10 exons. Gene Ontology annotation, molecular function: ubiquitin protein ligase activity. NCBI's taxonomy places the organism in Eukaryota, Viridiplantae, Streptophyta, Magnoliopsida, Asparagales, Asparagaceae. The record is from RefSeq and is a predicted model, not a curated record. The coding region runs from base 680 to 2431 and encodes 583 amino acids.